Messenger RNA from Rotaria sp. Silwood1, 336 nucleotides. The record is from the annotation of a GenBank genome assembly. NCBI's taxonomy places the organism in Eukaryota, Metazoa, Rotifera, Eurotatoria, Philodinida, Philodinidae.
AUGAAUUUGUUUUUUUAUGUAUUUGCACGAUCAUAUUUUAAUGAUCUUUCAUAUGGUAUAUCUCAUCGAGUAGAAUCUUUAGAAGAUGGAUAUUUGUUUGAAAAGCAAGUUUUUAGUACAAUAAAAUAUAAUUUUUUGUAUGAUGAUAGUUGUUGCCAAUUAAUAUUUGAUAAAAAUACAUGGUCAUCAUCAGCAAAUACUUCUUUAUUUACAAGUGAUAUAUUAACAAAAUUAGAAGAUAUCACUAAAGAGAAUCCAAAAUUUGGUGGAAAUAUAAGAAAUAUACAGUAUUUUGGAAUUGAAUAUUUUCGUAAUAUAAAACUUACAUAUGAAUAA